AGCUUGGUCAGAUGUCAGAGGGGAGCCCUGUUCUGGCUUCUUUUCCUCAGCAGGACUUCCCCUUUUUGUUCAUUGAUUCCAGAGUGUCGAUGACAGUUAAUGCUUGUUCAAGUGGGGAACUGCAGCACUUCCGCUUCCCAGGGUGGGGUGCUAAGAACAGUUUCUUUCCUGAAUGCAUCUGGGCUGGCUGCUCAUCUUCUUCUUCCCCUACCUCCCAGUUUAGGGACACCUUGGUUCAACUUUCCAGGGAAUGUGGGGAUGGGGUUGGAAACAGAUGAAGCUCAGUGCCAGAUGUAAGCCUUUAUGUGACGUGGCUUCCACUGCAUCUGAAGACUGACCUCCCUGACUCAGGAGGCCUUCCAGGAACCUGAGGGUAUAUUCCUCAGGAUGUUCCAAAGGAAAUAGAAGUCAGAACCAGAGCCUCUAGCCCAUACCCCUAGUGAUGGGCCCCUCAGUACAUCAUCUUUUGGCUGGCGUGUGCAUGGCGGUGGUCUUGGGCUGGGUAGGAGGCUCAGUCCCCAACCUAGGCCCAGCUGAACAGGAACAGAACCACUACCUGGCCCAGCUGUUUGGCCAGUAUGGAGAGAAUGGGACAUUGACUGCAGGGGGCCUGGCUCGGCUUCUCCACAGCCUAGGGCUGGGCCGAGUUCAGGGGCUCCGCCUGGGUCACCAUGAGCCUCCAACUGGGCGGGCUGCACCCUCAAGUGGUGACAAUUUCACACACAGGCUGCAGGAACCGGAGCUGAGUGUGGAUGUCUGGGCAGGAAUGCCUCUGGGUCCUUCAGGUUGGGAUGACCGAGAGAAGUCAAAUGCCCCUGACCUGCCCCAUGGGCCAGGGCCCUCAGGCCUAGACCUCUUUCACAGGCUUCUGCUGCUGGACCAUUCAUUGGCUGACCAUCUGAAUGAGGAUUGUCUGAAUGGUUCCCAGCUGCUGGUCAAUUUUGGCCUGAGCCCUGUUGCUCCUCUGACCCCUCAUCAGUUUGCUCUCCUGUGCCCAGCCCUGCUUUACCAGAUUGACAGCCGUGUCUGCAUCAAAACCCCAGCUACAGCACCUCCCGGGGACAUACUGCCUGCCCUGCUUCAUAGUGCCCUGGCCGUCCUGCUGCUCAGCUUCCCUGCCCCCCUUUCCCUGCUGCUGCUGCGGCUCCUGAGACCUCGUGUAUUGCGGCCUGUGCUAAGCUUCCUGGGGGCCCUGGCCGUGGGCACUCUUUGUGGGGAUGCGCUGCUACACCUGCUGCCACAUGCACAAGGAAGGCGGCACACAGGACCUAGUGAGCAACCAGAGGAGGAUCUGGGUCCAGGGCUGUCAGUGCUUGGGGGCCUCUUCCUCCUCUUCAUGCUGGAGAACAUGCUGGGACUUGUGCGGAGGAGAGGACUCAGGCCAAGAUGCUGCAGGAGCAAAAGGGAUCUUGGAGAACCAAACCCUGACCCAGAGGAUGGCAGUGGGAUGGUCCUUCGACCCUUACAGGCAGCUUCAGAGCCAGAGUUUCAGGGCCAGAGGGAGAACAGCCCACCCCCAGCAGCUCCAGCCCUUCCUGGGCACCAAGACCACAGUCAUGAGCAGCAGGGUAGCAGUAUGGCCUGGAUGGUCCUCCUGGGAGAUGGCCUGCACAACCUCACUGAUGGGCUCGCAUUAGGUGCUGCCUUCUCUGACAGCUUCUCCAGUGGCCUCAGCACCACCCUAGCAGUCUUCUGCCAUGAGCUGCCCCAUGAACUGGGUGACUUUGCAAUGCUGCUUCAGGCAGGACUGUCCUUCCGGAGGCUGCUGCUGCUGAGCCUCGUUUCUGGAGCCCUGGGGCUGGGGGGUGCAGCCCUGGGGGUAGGGCUCAGCUUGGGCCCGGUCCCCCUCACUCCCUGGGUGUUUGGGGUCACAGCUGGGGUCUUCCUCUAUGUGGCCCUUGUGGAUAUGCUGCCUGCCCUGCUCCGUGAUCCUGAGCCCCAGCCUGUGCUCCAUGUGGUUCUGCAGGGGCUGGGGCUGCUGCUGGGAGGCAGCCUCAUGUUUACUAUAGCCUUGCUGGAGGAACAGCUCCUGCCCACAGCUCCUGAUGGCUGAUAUGGGGCCAGUGGCAAAAUAUCCAGGUUGCCCUUCCUUCCCCCCACCGCAGGAAUGGAGGCGGGACACAGGGCCAGUAGGAGCAAUAGGAUUUUAAUAAACAGAACCCAUCCCAAA
Psammomys obesus (fat sand rat) is the source of this 2170-nucleotide messenger RNA. It is a transcript of the gene Slc39a5, whose product is annotated as solute carrier family 39 member 5. The record is from RefSeq and is a predicted model, not a curated record. Gene Ontology annotation, biological process: BMP signaling pathway; intracellular zinc ion homeostasis; zinc ion import across plasma membrane. The transcript has 12 exons. Bases 443 to 2053 code for a protein of 536 amino acids. NCBI's taxonomy places the organism in Eukaryota, Metazoa, Chordata, Mammalia, Rodentia, Muridae. Gene Ontology annotation, molecular function: zinc ion transmembrane transporter activity. Gene Ontology annotation, cellular component: membrane.